GCUCUGAGCGACUUCCGCGCCGGCCAAUCAGCACUCUGAUGGCGCGGGUUGUAGCCAUUGAGAGGCGCGAGGCGGCGGGCCUCCACCGGUAGCCGGGUAGGUAGCGGUAGUGGCGGGUGCCUGAGAGAGGCCGGGACCGGCGCGGCCGAGGGAGGGCGCGAGCCCCGUUUAAAGGGCCAGCGAGCGAGCACGAAAGUUGUGAAGAGUUUAGUGGUUGCCGGCCCGGUGGUGCUCGGGGGCUCGGCCGGGAGCCCCCUCCGGACAGCGGAGCCGGGGGGCCAGCAGCGGCAUGGAGCAGGCAGCGCCCAAGAGCAAACUGAAAAAGCUAAGUGAAGAUAGUUUAACUAAACAGCCUGAGGAAGUCUUUGAUGUUCUGGAGAAACUUGGUGAAGGGUCUUAUGGUAGUGUGUUUAAAGCAAUUCACAAAGAGUCUGGCCAAGUUGUAGCAAUUAAACAGGUCCCUGUGGAGUCAGAUCUUCAAGAAAUAAUUAAAGAAAUCUCUAUAAUGCAACAAUGUGACAGUCCCUAUGUUGUCAAGUACUAUGGCAGCUAUUUUAAGAACACAGACCUAUGGAUUGUUAUGGAAUAUUGUGGAGCGGGCUCUGUUUCGGACAUAAUUAGACUUCGCAAUAAAACGCUAACAGAAGAUGAAAUUGCAACUAUUCUGAAAUCUACUCUUAAAGGACUUGAAUACUUGCACUUUAUGAGAAAAAUACAUAGAGAUAUAAAGGCUGGAAACAUCCUUCUUAACACUGAGGGACAUGCAAAAUUAGCUGAUUUUGGUGUGGCUGGCCAGUUGACAGAUACAAUGGCAAAACGUAAUACUGUUAUAGGAACUCCGUUUUGGAUGGCUCCUGAAGUAAUACAAGAGAUUGGCUAUAACUGUGUGGCAGACAUCUGGUCCCUUGGUAUCACUUCAAUAGAAAUGGCUGAAGGAAAGCCUCCGUAUGCUGAUAUUCAUCCAAUGAGGGCUAUUUUUAUGAUUCCUACAAAUCCCCCUCCAACCUUCCGGAAGCCAGAGCUCUGGUCAGAUGAAUUCACAGAUUUUGUGAAGAAAUGCUUAGUGAAAAAUCCUGAACAAAGAGCUACAGCAACACAGCUGCUACAGCACACGUUUAUUAAGAAUGCCAAGCCAGUUUCAAUUUUAAGGGACCUGAUCACUGAAGCUAUGGAGAUAAAGGCAAAGCGACAUGAGGAACAGCAGAGGGAACUAGAAGAGGAGGAAGAAAAUUCGGAUGAAGAUGAGCUGGACUCUCACACCAUGGUGAAGACCAGUUCGGAGAGUGCUGGUACCAUGAGGGCCACAAGCACGAUGAGUGAAGGUGCUCAGACAAUGAUUGAACACAACAGUACUAUGCUGGAAUCAGACUUGGGGACCAUGGUAAUAAAUAGCGACGAUGACGAAGAGGAAGACGGGACCAUGAAAAGAAAUGCUACUUCGCCACAAGUACAAAGACCUUCUUUCAUGGACUACUUCGAUAAACAAGAUUCCAAGAAUAAAAGCCCUGAAAACUGCAAUCAGAAUAUGCAUGAACCUUACCACAUAGCCAAAAAUGUUUUCCCUGAUAACUGGAAAGUCCCUCAAGAUGGCGACUUUGAUUUCUUAAAGAAUCUGAGCUUAGAAGAAUUACAGAUGCGAUUAAAGGCUUUGGAUCCUAUGAUGGAACGAGAAAUUGAGGAGCUUCGUCAGAGGUACACCGCGAAGAGGCAGCCUAUCCUAGAUGCAAUGGAUGCAAAGAAACGGAGGCAACAAAACUUCUGAGUUUGUUUUCCUUUCAGAGAUCAUACUACGAGUCAGUGUGGACACUGGUAACUUUCUAAGUCUGAAGGAAUUUGGUUAUGAGUUUUCAAAACCCCAAUCUUUUGAAUUUUCCUUCAGAACCAAUGACAAUUGGAGCAGUGAAAGAACAUGCAUGCGGUGUUCCGCAAAGACAGCGCAACGCAUUGCCAUUUGUCUAUAUUUUCAAAUGUUUAAUGUAAAAGAAGUUUCAUCUGUAACUUCCCAAUCUUUUUCAGGUGUAUAGUGGUAACGUGGUGUUGUACAUUAGGAGUUGUGUUUUGGAGCACCUGGAACGAUUUCUUGAUUGUGCAACACUACAGAGCCUUAUGUUGCAAUAUAUUUUCCUCCCACUUAGUAGCAUAUUUAUUCUGUAAUCUUUGAUUAUCCUAUUUAUUUUGUGCCUGUUUUCUUUUUUUAUUAGGAAGUAUUAGGAUAAUAUUGUGGAAAGCAGAGCCAGAUUAGAUAAAAUUGGUAUUGUAGUGUUAAUGAAAAGAAACUCGCCACUGUCUUAUCUUUUAAAACUCCGAUUUCAGCAAGCAUCCCGAUUCAGGACAGCACUUAAACAUGUAUCCAGCCCAUUCUUAUCAGUAGGAUUUAAGCAUAAAAUAAGGAAUAGGCACAUGUUUUUCUGCUCUCCUGAAUCAGGGACCGUGGCUGUAGUUGAGCAAUACAGUUGUUACACCACAGAGCACUCUUUUAGAGAGUAUUUCUGUCAUUUUUACGCACACUUAAUGAUGUCUCAUUAAACAAGAAAACAAGUGCCUAAUCAGUUUUGAUUUUUCUGUUAUUUGGGAGAAGCAAUACUUGCAGCCACUUCAGUGCAAAUUUCCAAUUGCUAUUGCAAUUCUGACCAGUAUAAACCUCAGUUUUGCACCAUAGUUUUAUAAUGAAGUAACAGCUACACUUCUUGGAUAUGUUUUUUGGUUCAUUUAAUUUUUUUUUUAUCACUGUUUUGAGGGGAGAGGGGAAUUAUUAGUGGUUUGGGUUUGGUUUGGUUUCACAUUAGAGAUACAGAAGGAUUGUAAUUUAAAAACCAAAGAAAAUAAAUUGAAUACUUAAUGUGUAAUAAGUACUGAAAAGAAACGAUGUUUUGCAGUCCUGUGAGGGUUUUGUCCUGCAAUCACUAAACAUUCAAAAUUCCUGUUGUCUUCUGUGGUAGAUUUUGGGAAUCAGAAAUGCAAGACCAAGCUCUUCAUAUAUUUUACAAGUUCUUCUGUCUGGUCUAUAUUGUGGGAUAUCUAAUAGGUAGAAUUUACAACAUUGCAAGAGAUAUUUCAGACUUAGCAGAAAACGUGAUCCACUCUCUGAACAAUCUACUGUGUUCUCUAUUGAUAUCUUCACUAUCGUUGCCUUUUGUGUAAAUGACUUUACUGUGACAGUCAUACUUCUUUAAACAAUACAGCUGAAAAGAUCUUUGCAUUCAACCUUCAGCUGUUAAACUUUUAAUGGUGACUACUGUGUGGGCUUCUUCUGUUCAGUGUUUUCUGGAAGCUAGUAAUCAUCUCAUACCUCUUAGCAUUUGCCGUCAUCAGACACGGACCACUUGGACAGAACAGUGCAGUUUUUUGAACUGGUGCAUUAGAUCAUAAAGCUUAAGCAAAAGGAAAACAAAAGUUUUUACAAGAUCAGCAGAGUGCAGCUGAGCUGGGACCAGCACCUGGGUUUGAGCUGGGACCAGCACCUGGGUUUGAGCUGGGACCAGCACCUGGGUUUGAGCUGUGUACAGACGUUGUUGCCACUGUCACUCUGUGUGUGUGUUUGCGUUCACACCGCGCUCUAACAUGUAAAUUCUAACUGCGAUCAUUGGAACAUCCUUACCCUCAACUCUCUCCAUAUUUCUUAAAGUAAUGAUAGUCCCUUUUGAAAAAGCAAGAACACAGAUGAUCCAUAAAUAUUACUUUGGGCAAGAUAAAAUGCACCUGAUAGUCUUAAACCUCACUUUUAUACAAUGAAAUGAUGUAAAGUAAAAAAAGGUAUAAUCAUAUCACUAUAUCAUUAGAUUAUAAUCAUAAAGCAGCAAAAAAAUAACAGCUCCAACCUCCCCCUAUUAGUAUGGUUCUUAUUUAUUUAACAUGAAUUUCUAAAUCUUGAACUUUUCUGUUCUCAAAACCUCAAAGGUGUCUGUGCAUACAUAUAUUUGUGUAGGUAUAUACACAAGUGUGUGCGUAUCUAUAUACAUAUAAAAUAAAAAAUAUAAAAUAUUAAACAUAUCUAAAUCAUCAGGAGAGGAACCUAACCUGCCUUUUCUUGGUGUGCCUUUUAAGCAAAGUGUCAUUGUCUGGACAUUCUUGCUUGCAUCGUUAGCAGCUUUCUUUUCCCUUACUCCCUUAAACUUUUUCCCACCAAAAGUAAGACUUUGAUUUUGAAUAAUGUGGCUUUUCAGUGUAAUAGACAAUGUAAUACAAUGAUCACAAUUUCCAUAUUUUGUGUAUUCUGAAAACUUUAGUAAUGCAGUGCACUAAGUAUGAAUGGCUCAUUGAGAGGGACUCCAGUAAAAGGCCAUUUCAGACCAGAGCUGUUGCAGUCUGACAUUUGAAAGGUACCAGAAGGUAAAGUGUGUCCUUGCUUCACUCCUGAUCUGUCUGCAUAGAAACAACUCAAAUCCUGUGCUCAUGCGUGCACGCAGAUAUAGAUUAUACAUGCAAGAGGAAAAUCUGAAAGCCAUGAAGUAAAAUAAAAAUGUAAACAAGCCACUUAAAAUGAGUAAAAAAUAGCCUCUGAGAUACUGUAAACUGGGUAUAUAUAGGACGUUUGUGACCAAAGAAUACUUUCACCAAUUAAUAUGAAAUUAGUAAUGUUAACCUUCUGAUAUGGUGCAUGUCAGUCUAAGAGCUGUCUUUGACUUCAGAAGCCAGUGCAUCAGGCUCUGAAUUAUGUAAGGGCAUAACAUAUAGAAAUAGAUUUUAUAUUGAGAGAUGGAUACAGCUUAUUUUUUCUUCUGUUUAUAUAAAUGAAUCAAAUCGUUCAUGUCAAUGAGUACACAUCUCUACUGGAGGGUGAGCAUCUCUGUGAAGGAAAGCUGGUAGUACAACAAAUAAGACAUUUUAAAAGCCAGCCUUGCAGGAAAUCUGAUAGAACUACUGACAAGUUAACUUCAGUAAGAUUUAUCCAAGCAAUUUCUCGUUUUCUUCUGACUUUGUAUGUUUAGGUUUAGUAAGUAAAAAAAAAUUAAAAAAUUGAUAAAUCAUUACUUAUUACUAAACAUUUGUAAUAAAAGCUAAUUUUUCAUGUAUAA
Messenger RNA from Columba livia (rock pigeon), 5015 nucleotides. RefSeq names its product serine/threonine kinase 3 (gene STK3). Gene Ontology annotation, cellular component: cytoplasm. The record is from RefSeq and is a predicted model, not a curated record. Gene Ontology annotation, molecular function: ATP binding; protein serine/threonine kinase activity. Gene Ontology annotation, biological process: protein phosphorylation; regulation of MAPK cascade; protein tetramerization. The transcript is spliced from 11 exons. Bases 290 to 1762 code for a protein of 490 amino acids. NCBI's taxonomy places the organism in Eukaryota, Metazoa, Chordata, Aves, Columbiformes, Columbidae.